Molecule: messenger RNA, 24749 nt
Organism: Drosophila miranda
Lineage: Eukaryota; Metazoa; Arthropoda; Insecta; Diptera; Drosophilidae
Gene: futsch
Product: microtubule-associated protein futsch
Exons: 8
Coding region: 1978-20913 (6311 amino acids)
Biological process (GO): microtubule cytoskeleton organization; dendrite development; axonogenesis
Cellular component (GO): dendrite; synapse; neuronal cell body
Molecular function (GO): actin binding; microtubule binding
Source: RefSeq, a predicted model, not a curated record
CAGAGCCACAGCAGAAGCAGAGCCCCAGCAGCGUCCAGAGUCGUCAGAGUCUAGAAUCAGCCGAGAACAGCAGUCACCAGCGAAGAAAAGCUAAAAAAUAUAACCAUACCAUAGCUAAAAAAGCGAAAAUUGCUAAACUGUUUAAUGUGGAAUUGUUGCGAGCACUCGCCGGAGCUCGAACUUGUGGCAAUCAAUCAAUUAGGUGCAACGGGGUGGCGCCGCCACGCUGGUCUCGACAGCGCCAUCAUCAGGAACAGCAGCAGCAGCAGCAGCAGCAGCAGCAGCGGCGGCGACAGCAUAAGCAGCAGAGAGUGUGACAGCAGUUCAGCAGUUAAAAAUCAAUAUCCGUCUAAAGUUUAUUUCGGUUUCGGGCAACUCUGAAACUUAAAGUUGUCAACGAGCCAGCAGAAAUAUUCUCAACCAACAAACAAUACUUAAAUUAAUUAUAGUUUUUGCCAAUUGCUUUAUGCCAAUCGCGUCCGCUUUGAGUGCUGAAAAUAUAACAAUAUAGUAAUCCAGAUAAAGUGUCCAGAAGUCCAUUUUUGUGCAUAGAUAUUAAAAUAGAAUAUAUUAAAAACCCAAGAGACAGAGAGAGAAUAAAAGCUUUAAAACCAGAACGAGACAGCAAAUAGCAACUGGUUCCAUCCAAAGGAAAUGUGAAGAUUAAACCAUAAUAAUACCGAGCAAAACUGAAGUGAAAAUACCAAAUAUCCAGCAAAAAUACUACUGGUAUACCAGAUAAAGCAAAAGAUCCGACGAUAGAUGGAAAUAGUGUCGCCGUGCAAACGCGGAGAGAGCUAAAAGCGAACAGUCCAAUUGAGAAUUACUAUAGCCCAAGAGCUAUAGCCGAGAGAAGAAACGAGAUCGGCUCGGAUCGCUCCUUGAUUCAUUUCAGACAAAAACGAGAGAAAAGCCCCAAAGUGAGAAAAACCAAAAAUCGAAUUUUCAUGUUUCAAACACAAAACCAAAAUUAUUAUUGAUAAACUAUUACGAAUAAAAGCAAAAAGAAAAACCAAAGGUAAAGUAAAAAUUGCUAAAAUUAAAAACAAAAGCUACUCCAAAAUCUUCACUAAAUAUACGAUAUAUAUAUAUGUACGAUACAUAUAUAUACGAUAUAUUGUAUAUCUUGUACGUAUAAUAUAUAUAUGCAUAUGUUUAAAUAAUAAAAUAUACUUCAGAGAACACGCCAAUUGCCGCAAAAAACAAACAAACCAACAAAAACUUACUCCAAAAGAAAAAGCAAAGAAAAAAAUUAAUAAAAACCAAAGAGAUUUUCAUUCAACAAAAACACUGACCACAGCUUCAAGAAGUGUGCACAAUAAUAGCAACAAAAGAAAAAUACAAGAAAAACUAAAAGACUAGCCAAAACCAAUUCCAGAGAUAUUAACAAAAAAAAAAAAAAAAAAAAAAAACAAAAACCAAAUCAAACGACACGAAACGAAAACCAAUUAAGCGAACAAUUCUCUAGUUUUCUCGGAGGAAAAAGCAAAGGAAAGACUGCGCCAAAAGUCACGGCCAGCAAACAACUAAAAGUACAACAACAAAAAACGAAAACACAAACAAAACCAAAACCAAAACCAAAAGGAAGGAGAAAGAAGAGAAGCAGCAGCAGCAGCAGAAGAGCAACAACCAUCCGGCAGAAGCUGAAGCAGAAGCAGAAGCAGAAGCAGAAGACAGCGUCACGCACCAAAACUCGCCCCUCAGUUGCAGUCGCAGUCGCAGUCCGCAGCGAACGGUUUUCCGCAAUAUUUCCAAGAAAUUUUGCGAGUGUUUAAUAAAGACAGAGACAGAGCCAACAUCUAGAGAGCGAGAAGUGGAAGUGCCAGUGCGAUAGGGGAAGAGUGCGAGGGAGCACACAAUAUUGUUAAUCGGUUAACCAUUGUAUUUUUUUCCAAGUGUAACAAGUUUUUUUUGCCUGUGUGACAAACAAAAAAGCAAAAAGACAAAUCCAGCAACCAAUAACCAACAACAUCUGUGAUGGGAGAUCAGCCAAAGGCGACAACAACAACCACCAGUGGGGGGGCGGCUGCAGGAGGAUCAGCAGCGGGAUCAGUAGCGACUGAGGGCGACACCGUUAUGGCCGCCGCGACCCAAGAAGCCGUGGGCAGUGCCAUUGCCAUGGCCAAUGGAAACGGCAACGCCAACGCCAACGGACCGGAGCAUCCACCGCCGGAGUCGCAGGAGCCAGGUGGUGUCGAGGGACAAGUGGACAACGAGGUCGGUGGUGGCACUGAUGUCGGCGACGAUGCGGCCACCGAUGCCGGGGCAAGCUCUCUGCCACCGUCGGAGAUCGGUGGUCGGGCACCGCUGGAUACUGCCGGCUCGGACGGCGGCGGUGUGGCCUCCAGCCUGGCCGGUGGCAUGGUUGGUCCGCCCAGCCCCCUGACCGGAUGCUAUCUGCUGAUCGUGCUCGGGGAGCCGCAUUCCGAGGAGCACAAGGACAACAUCUUGCAGCAUCUGUUGAAGGGAUUCCUCUCCUGGGACGUAUCUGACUGCCACGUCGACUUGGAGGAGGAGCUCAAUACAAUAACACAACACGCGCCCGAGGGCGAGGAGGCCCGUCACGGUGAACGUCUUAUACAGUAUGCCAGCGAGAAUCUGGUGACAGAGGUGCUCAUCCAUCCGCAGUACAAUACGCUGAUCCAGUGCAUGCGCAAUCUGCUCAGCAGCUUUACCCGCCAUCGGCACAUCAUCCACGCCGGCUACACUUUCAGCGGCAAUGGUUCCUGGAUACUGCAGGAUGGAACCUUCUCGGUGGCCGACUUUGCGGAGGCGUUUCAGGAGCACGACGUACAAAGGGUGAUUCGCGCCUACGCGGACACCAUCACCAUGAACAUCCAUUGCGCGGAUGCGGGCCUGUGGCACACGCUGCCGGAGAAAUCAUUCGCGCGUCAAUGUAAAAUCCGCAUCAAUCCCGUGGAUGUGCUGGACACCAGCAGUGAGUGCAUCAAUGGGUUCUUGGAUUACCUAGCGCCCAUGGUGAUGCCCACGUCUCUGCGGGAGCUGCUCGAGACAUCAGAUGUGGUGGGAAACAUUCGCUUUACGCAUCCAACGCUCUAUGUGUUCCCCGGCGGUCAGGGCGAUGCGGCUCUCUUUGGGAUCAACGGCUUUAAUAUGCUGGUGGAUGGCGGCUUCAAUCGUAAGGCAUGCUUUUGGGAUUUUGCCCGCCACCUGGACCGACUGGACGCUGUGCUUAUGACGCGCCUGAACAACAGCAAUGUGCAGGGCCUUGGGGCAGUGGUCUCCCGCAAACGGGACUCGCACGUCUACCCCCAGAUCGGCCACUUCUUCGGCAAUGUACCUGACCGCAAGGGACUGCCUAGUCCCGAUGGUGACAAGGAUCGCAAUCCGUUGCUGAUCGACCUGUUCGAGCGGGGCCAUGGCAUCGUGAGUGACCUGAAGUCGCUAGAUCUGAAGCCGCAGAGCUGCUACCGCAACCAGGAGCCGAUCAACCUGUAUCACAAGGUGGGCCACGGCACACUGGACAUGUACGUGAUCAGUCCGGCCCGUGACUCCAAGGAGGUGAAGGAGUUCAUGCAGAAGUGGAAUGCCGGCGAUCAGCGAUUGUUCGCCGCCCGCGAUUCCAAGGACUUUAACUUCCCGCUUCAAAAUCUCGUCUCCAUUUGCGCCCUGCUCGUGUGGCAGCCCGCCAACCCGGACGACACCAUCACUCGCAUCCUGUUCCCCGGCAGUACGCCCGACUUCAAGAUCCAAGAAGGCCUCGAGAAGCUCAAGCAUCUCGAGUUCAUGAAGCACUCCACGUGCACGGCCAAGUCCAUUGCUCCGGCCAUACAGACAGUCGCCAGCACUCGCAAGAGCCUCAAGUCUGCCAUCGAGGCUACGCCAGCGCCACCCAGCGCCAGCUAUAAGCCUAUUUCCAAGUUUGGACCAGUCGCCAGUGCCGCCGUUGCCGUCCAGCACCACCAGCCGCAGCACCAGCAGCAGGACAACAAGGCCAAGGAGGAGGCUGCCAAGGCAGCAGCUGCAGCUGCAGCUGCAGCGGCGGCUGCUUCUGCCACUGCUGCUGCCUCGAUAGUCCGCACCAAGGCAGACUCCAUGGACACGGAUGUGGAGCCGGAGGUGGAACCAGGAGCAGACACUGGAGAUGAGGCAGCGCCUGCAGAGUCCGAGCCAGCCGAUGCCGAGGCCGAUGCGGAGCCCGAACAGGAGACCGGGGAGCAGGAGAAGCCCGAGCUGGACAACAAGGAUGAGGAAAAGAAAGUGGAGACGCCAGCAGCAGCACCGUCCAAGGAUGCCGUCGAUGCCGUGGCCGUGGAGGGGGUAACGGCAAGUCCUGCAGAUGCCACAUCUACCAGCAAGCAAGCAACAGGAAAGGCAGCUAAGGGCAAACCGGACAAACCACGCGCCGAAGUAAAGCCCGUGGUGCGCUCCAGGAUCGACACGAAGCCACCCAAGUCCAUGGACCGGAAGCUGGUGAAGCGCGAGGAGAAGAAGAGUUCACCCACGGCCACGCCCGCGUACCGUGCGAACGCCUCGCGUGAUGGCAAGUACAAGGCGAUGGCCCGCCCGGCCACUAAGUCUAGCCCCAGUAGCACCCCGGCCAAGAGCGCCAAGGAGGCCAAUAAUCGCAAGGUGCUGGAGUCCAAACAGCAGGCAGCAGCGGCGGCCGCCGGACGUCAGACAACCAUCAGUGCCACCACGCGGCGAGCCACCAGCAGCAGCACCACCACUGCCACAGCCACCGCUACCACUGAGAGGAAGACGCAGCAGAGUCAAGCAGAUUCCAAGGCGACGGCGCAAGCUUCGGCUCAACGGAAGCCAAUCUCGAGGCGACCCCGUGGGGUGUCUCCCUCGAAGCGGGCACCUGCACCAGGCAGUCCCAUCAAGCAGGCCAAGCCGAAAGCAGCGGACCUGAAAAAGGCGCGUCUUGACAAAGGUGGCACCACGGAUUCGAGUCUCGUAUCGACGCCAUCGGCCGACGAUGCGACAGCUGCCAAGAAGCUGCAAGAGCUGUCCGCCUCCCAGGAGCUCGAUGCAGAGAAGCAGCGCGAGCUGGAUGACCUUAAGGAGGAGCAGGAGGUGGUGCGCGAGAUCGAGGCGGUUUUCAGCCGGGACGAGAUGAAGCGCCAGCAGCUAAUCAAGGCCGAGCUGCGGGAAAUGGCCAAGCAGGACAGCACUACUGAGGCCGAAGAGGAGGAGGAGUACCUGAUCAUCGAGAAGGAAGAGGUGGAGCAGUACACUGAGGACUCGAUCAUCGAGCAAGAGAGCAGCAUUACAAAGGAGGAGGAGAUCCAGAAACAUCAGCGCGACUCCCAAGAGUCCGAGAAGAAGCGCAAGAAGAGCGCGGAGGAGGAGAUCGAGGCCGCCAUUGCGAAGGUGGAAGCCGCCGAACGCAAGGCCCGGCUGGAAGGCAGUGGUGCCGCCGCAGUCGUAUCAGGCAGACACGAGGAUCUGACCACAGAGGGGGAGAUCAAGGCCGAGCUGCAGGAGAUUAUCGCCUCGGCCAAGGACAUUGUCAAGUCGCGUACCGAGGAGCAACUGGCGAAGCCCGAGGAGGAGCUAUCCUCGCCAACACCCGAGGAAAAAAUCAGCAAAAAGACUUCGGACACCAAGGACGAACCCUUGGAGGCGCCCGAAGCCCUGCCAAUUAACCUGCAGGAAAGUCUUCCAGAGGAGAAGUUCUCCGCCACCAUCGAGUCAGGUGCAACCACAGCCCCUACUCUACCCGAGGACGAGCGCAUUCCGCUGGACCAGAUAAAGGAGGACCUGGUCAUCGAGGAGAAGUACGUUAAAGAGGAAACCAAAGAAGUGGAAGCAAUCGUUGUGGCCAGAGUAAUAUUGCCCGAUACAGCUCCAGGCACAGCUGCCUCGACCGCUGCAAUCGCCGCCGCGGUGGCGCCCAAGGAUGCGAAAAACAUAGUCCAGGCUGCCGAGCUUCCCGAAUCGGGAGAACGAGUUCUGCCCAUGAAGAUGACCUUUGAAGCGCAACAGAACCUAAUGAGGGAUGUAAUCAAGACACCCGAUGAGGUUGCCGACCUGCCCGUCCAUGAGGAGGCCGAUCUGGGCCUGUACGAGAAGGACAGCCAGGAUAUAGGCGCCAAAAGCAUUUCGCACAAGGAGGAGUCCGCCAAGGAAGAAAAGGAAACCGACGACGAAAAAGAAACCAAGGAGUCUGAAGUCGAGGUUGAAGAUUUACAGGAAGCUAACAAAGAUGUAGGGGCUCCCCAAGAAGCAGUCAAGCCCACAACCCCAACAGCAGCCGUCGUGGAGAAACAAGCGGAGGAAAUUACCCAUAAGGAGGUGGAGGAGAAAGUAGAUACAGUGGUGGUCACAGCCCUAGAGAGCCAAGAGCACGAAACGAAUUUAGAGACAACGAUCAUCACUGAGAAAGAGGCUAAGAAGUCAGCGAGCACCCCAGAAGAAAAGGAAACCAGUGACAUUACUUCCGAAGACGAGCUCCCUGCUCAUAUGACUGGACCUGCAACCGCACCAUCGCCAAAGGCCAAGGACCGCGAGGACACUAUCUCCAUGGAGAGUCCUGCCACCAUUGAAGAAGCGGUUGAAGUGGAAGUAAAGCUCGAGAAGCAGCAAGAAGAACCACGUCUUUCCAAAAAAGAACCGGGGGAAGCUGAUGCUUCAAAACAGGAACAAGAACCAUCUCGCAGGGGGAGCGUAACGGAUAUGAAGUCUUCAAUUACAUCUAAGGAAGCCUCCCGGCCAGUUUCUGCGGCAGCAAGUAUCAAAGACGAAGCCGAAAAUCUCGCAAGCCAUCGUGAAUCGAUCGCAGAAAGCUUAAAGGCAGGAAGCAAGGAAGCUUCUCGACCAGAAUCUGUGGCAGAGAGCGUCAAAGAUGAAACUGAAAAGCCAGGAAGCCGUCGAGAAUCGGUUGCGGAAAGCGUGAAAGCAGGAAGCGCAGGGGACGAAAAGUCUCCACCUGCCUCAAAGGAAACUUCUCGACCAGAAUCGGUCGUGAAAAGCGUCAAAGAUGAAGCCGAGAAGACAGAAAGCCGGCGUGAGUCGGUUGCAGAAAGCGCCAAGGACGAAAAGUCUCCACUUGCAUCAAAGGAAGCUUCUCGACCAGAAUCCGUAGCAGAGAGCAUCAAAGAUGAAAUCAAGAAGCCAGAAAGCCGGCGUGAGUCGGUUGCAGAGAGCGUGAAGGCAGAAAGCGCCAAGGACGAAAAAUCUCCACUUGCCUCAAAGGAAGCUUCUCGACCAGAAUCCGUAGCAGAAAGCGUCAAAGAUGAAAUCAAGAAGACAGAAAGCGGGCGUGAAUCUGUUGAAGACGGUGUGAAGGCAGGAAGUGAAAAGGACAAAAAGUCUCCACUUGCCUCAAAGGAAGCUUCUCGUCCAGAGUCGGUCGUGGAAAGCGUGAAAGAUGAAGCCGAGAAGCCAGAAAGCCGGCGUGAGUCGGUUGCAGAGAGCGUGAAGGCAGAAAGCGCUAAGGACGAAAAAUCUCCACUUGCCUCAAAGGAAGCUUCUCGACCAGAAUCCGUAGCAGAGAGCGUCAAAGAUGAAAUCAAGAAGCCAGAAAGCCGUCGUGAAUCUGUUGCAUACAGUGUAAAGGCAGGAAGUGAAAAGGACGAAAAGUCUCCACUUGCCUCAAAGGAAGCUUCUCGUCCAGAGUCGGUCGUGGAAAGCGUCAAAGAUGAAACCGAGAAGCCAGGAAGCCGACGUGAGUCGGUUGCAGAGAGCGUGAAGGCAGAAAACGCCAAGGACGAAAAAUCUCCACUUGCCUCCAUGGAAGCUUCUCGACCAGAAUCCGUGGCAGAGAGCGUCAAAGAUGAAAUCGAGAAACCAGAAAGCCGUCGUGAAUCUGUUGCAGACAGUGUGAAGGCAGGAAGUGAAAAGGACGAAAAGUCUCAACUUGCCUCAAAGGAAGCUUCUCGACCAGAAUCCGUAGCAGAGAGCGUCAAAGAUGAAACUGAGAAGCCAGAAAGCAGGCGUCAGUCGGUUGCAGAGAGCGUGAAGGCAGCAAGCGCCAAGGACGAAAAAUCUCCACUUGCCUCCAAGGAAGCUUCUCGGCCAGAAUCCGUGGCAGAGAGCGUCAAAGAUGAAACUGAGAAGCCAGGAAGCCGUCGAGAGUCAGUUGCGGAAAGCGUAAAAGCAGGAAGUGGAAAUGACGAGAAGUCUCCACUUGCCUCAAAGGAAGCUUCUCGACCAGAAUCCAUAGCAGAGAGCGUCAAAGAUGAAAUCAAGAAGCCAGAAAGCAGGCGUGAGUCGGUUGCAGAGAGCGUGAAGGCAGCAGGCGCCAAGGACGAAACAUCUCCACUUUCCUCCAAGGAAGCUUCUCGACCAGAAUCCGUUGCAGAGAGCGUCACAGAUGAAAUCGAGAAACCAGAAAACCGUCGUGAAUCUGUUGCAGACAGUGUAAAGGCAGGAAGCGAAAAGGACGAAAAGUCUCCACUUGCCUCAAAGGAAGCUUCUCGUCCACAGUCGGUCGUGGAAAGCGUCAAAGAUGAAACCGAGAAGCCAGGAAGCCGUCGAGAGUCAGUUGCGGAAAGCGUAAAAGCAGGAAGUGGAAAUGACGAGAAAUCUCCACUUGCCUCAAAGGAAGCUUCUCGACCAGAAUCGGUCGUGGAAAGCGUCAAAGAUGAAGCCGAGAAGCCAGAAAGUCGGCGUGAGUCGGUUGCAGAGAGCGUGAAGGCAGCAAGCGCCAAGGACGAAAAAUAUCCACUUGCCCCCAAGGAAGCUUCUCGACCAGAAUCCGUGGCAGAGAGCGUCAACGAUGAAACCGAGAAACCAGAAAGCCGUCGUGAAUCUGUUCCAGACAGUGUAAAGGCAGGAAGUGCCAAGGACGAGAAGUCUCCACUUGCCUCAAAGGAAGCUUCUCGACCAGAAUCGGUCGUGGAAAGCGUCAAAGAUGAAGCCGAGAGGCCAGAAAGCCGGCGUGAGUCGGUUGCAGAGAGCGUUAAGGCAGAAAGCGCCAAGGACAAAAUAUCUCCACUUGCCUCAAAGGAAGCUUCUCGACCAGAAUCCGUGGCAGAGAGCGUCAACGAUGAAACCGAGAAACCAGAAAGCCGUCGUGAAUCUGUUGCAGACAGUGUAAAGGCAGGAAGUGCCAAGGACGAGAAGUCUCCACUUGCCUCAAAGGAAGCUUCUCGACCAGAAUCGGUCGUGGAAAGCGUCAAAGAUGAAGCCGAGAAGCCAGAAAGUCGGCGUGAGUCGGUUGCAGAGAGCGUGAAGGCAGCAAGCGCCAAGGACGAAAAAUAUCCACUUGCCCCCAAGGAAGCUUCUCGACCAGAAUCCGUGGCAGAGAGCGUCAACGAUGAAACCGAGAAACCAGAAAGCCGUCGUGAAUCUGUUGCAGACAGUGUAAAGGCAGGAAGUGCCAAGGACGAGAAGUCUCCACUUGCCUCAAAGGAAGCUUCUCGACCAGAAUCGGUCGUGGAAAGCGUCAAAGAUGAAGCCGAGAGGCCAGAAAGCCGGCGUGAGUCGGUUGCAGAGAGCGUUAAGGCAGAAAGCGCCAAGGACAAAAAAUCUCCACUUGCCUCAAAGGAAGCUUCUCGACCAGAAUCCGUGGCAGAGAGCGUCAACGAUGAAACCGAGAAACCAGAAAGCCGUCGUGAAUCUGUUGCAGACAGUGUAAAGGCAGGAAGUGCCAAGGACGAGAAGUCUCCACUUGCCUCAAAGGAAGCUUCUCGACCAGAAUCGGUCGUGGAAAGCGUCAAAGAUGAAGCCGAGAGGCCAGAAAGCCGGCGUGAGUCGGUUGCAGAGAGCGUUAAGGCAGAAAGCGCCAAGGACAAAAAAUCUCCACUUGCCUCCAAGGAAGCUUCUCGACCAGAAUCUGUGGCAGAGAGCGUCAAAGAUGAAACGGAGAAGGCAGGAAGCCGUCGAGAGUCGGUUGCGGAAAGCGUAAAAGCAGGAAGCGCAAGUGACGAAAAGUCUCCACUUGCUUCAAAGGAAGCUUCUCGACCAGAAUCUGUGGCAGAGAGCGUCAAAGAUGAAACCGAGAAACCAGAAAGCCGUCGUGAAUCUGUUGCAGACAGUGUAAAGGCAGGAAGUGCCAAGGACGAGAAGUCUCCACUUGCCUCAAAGGAAGCUUCUCGACCAGAAUCGGUCGUGGAAAGCGUCAAAGAUGAAGCCGAGAGGCCAGAAAGCCGGCGUGAGUCGGUUGCAGAGAGCGUUAAGGCAGAAAGCGCCAAGGACAAAAAAUCUCCACUUGCCUCAAAGGAAGCUUCUCGACCAGAAUCCGUGGCAGAGAGCGUCAAAGAUGAAACCGAGAAACCAGAAAUCCGUCGUGAAUCUAUCGCAGAGAGCGCAAAAGUAGGAAGUGCCAAGGACGAAGUGGCUCCACUUGCCUCCAAGGAAGCUUCUCGACCAGAAUCUGUGGCAGAGAGCGUCAAAGAUGAAACGGAGAAGGCAGGAAGCCGUCGCGAGUCGGUUGCGGAAAGCGUAAAAGCAGGAAGCGCAAGUGACGAAAAGUCUCCACUUGCUUCAAAGGAACCUUCUCGACCAGAAUCUGUGGCAGAGAGCGUCAAAGAUGAAACCGAGAAACCAGAAAGCCGUCGUGAAUCUGUUGCAGACAGUGUAAAGGCAGGAAGUGCCAAGGACGAGAAGUCUCCACUUGCCUCAAAGGAAGCUUCUCGACCAGAAUCUGUGGCAGAGAGCGUCAAAGAUGAAGCCGAGAGGCCAGAAAGCCGGCGUGAGUCGGUUGUAGAGAGCGUGAAGGCAGAAAGCGCCAAGGACAAAAAAUCUCCACUUGCCUCCAAGGAAGCUUCUCGACCAGAAUCUGUGGCAGAGAGCGUCAAAGAUGAAACCGAGAAACCAGUAAGCCGUCGUGAAUCUAUCGCAGAGAGCGUAAAAGUAGGAAGCGCCAAGGACGAGAAGUCUCCACUUGCCUCAAAGGAAGCUUCUCGACCAGAAUCCGUGGCAGAGAGCGUCAAAGAUGAAAUUGAAAAGCCAGGUAGUCGUCCAGAGUCGGUUGCGGAAAGCGAAAAAGCAGGAAGUACAAGGGACGCAAAGUCUCCGCUUGCCUCCAAGGAAGCUUCUCGACCAGAAUCCGUAGCAGAGAGCGUCAAAGAUGAAACCGAGAAACCAGAAAGUCGUCGUGAAUCUAUCGCAGAGAGCGUAAAAGAAGGAAGUUUUAAGGACGAAAAGUCUGCACUUGCCUCAAAGGAAGCUUCUCGACCAGUAUCCGUGGCAGAGAGCGUCAAAGAUGUAACUGAGAAGCCGGAAAGCCGGCGUGAGUCGGUUGCAGACAGUGUUAAAGCAGGAAGUGUCAAGGACGAAAAGUCUCCACUUGCCUCAAAGGAAGCCUCCCGACCAGAAUCCGUAGCAGAAAGCGUCAAAGAUGAAGCCGAAAAAACCGAAAGCCGACGCGAAUCUGUCGCAGAGAGCGAAAAAGUAGGAAGCGCCAAGGACGGGAAGUCUCCACUUUCCUCAAAGGAAGCUUCUCGACCAGAAUCGGUCAAGGACGAAGCUAACAAGCUAGAGAGCCGUCGUGAAUCAGUUGCAGAGAGUGUGAAACUAGGAAGGACCAAAGACGAGAAGUCUCCAAAUGCCUCAAAGGAAGCUUCUCGGCCAGAAUCCGUAGCAGAGAGCGUCAAAGAUGUAACUGAGAAGCCAGAAAGCCGGCGUGAGUCGGUUGCAGACAGUGUUAAAGCAGGAAGUGCCACCGACGAGAAGUCCCCACUUGCCUCGAAGGAAGCUUCUAGACCAGUAUCCGUGGCAGAGAGCGUCAAAGAUGAAGCGGAGAAAACCGAAAGCCGUCGUGAAUCUAUCGCCGAAAGCGUAAAAGCAGGAAGCGCCAAGGACGAGAAGUCUCCACUUGCCUCAAAGGAAACUUCUCGACCUGAAUCCGUAGCAAAGAGCGUCAAAGAUGAAGCGAAGAAAACAGAAAGCCGGCGUGAAUCUGUCGCAGAGAGCUUAAAGGCAGCAAGCGCAAAGGACGAGAAGUCUCCACUUUCCUCAAAGGAAGCUUCUCGGCCAGAAUCGGUCAAGGACGAAGCUGACAAGCCAGAGAGCCGUCGUGAAUCAGUUGCAGAGAGCGUGAAACUAGGAAGCACCAAGGACGAGAAGUCUCCACCUGCCUCAAUAGAAGCUUCUCGACCAGAAUCCGUAGCAGAGAGCGUCAAAGAUGAAUCCGAGAAACCAGAAAGUCGUCGUGAAUCUAUCGCAGAGAGCGUAAAAGAAGGAAGUUUUAAGGACGAAAAGUCUGCACUUGCCUCAAAGGAAGCUUCUCGACCAGUAUCCGUGGCAGAGAGCGUCAAAGAUGUUACUGAGAAGCCGGAAAGCCGGCGUGAGUCGGUUGCAGACAGUGUUAAAGCAGGAAGUGUCAAGGACGAAAAGUCUCCACUUGCCUCCAAGGAAGCUUCUCGACCAGAGUCCGUAGCAGAGAGCGUCAAAGAUGAAACCGAGAAACCAGAAAGUCGUCGUGAAUCUAUCGCAGAGAGCGUAAAAGAAGGAAGUUUUAAGGACGAAAAGUCUGCACUUGCCUCAAAGGAAGCUUCUCGACCAGUAUCCGUGGCAGAGAGCGUCAAAGAUGUAACUGAGAAGCCGGAAAGCCGGCGUGAGUCGGUUGCAGACAGUGUUAAAGCAGGAAGUGUCAAGGACGAAAAGUCUCCACUUGCCUCAAAGGAAGCCUCCCGACCAGAAUCCGUAGCAGAAAGCGUCAAAGAUGAAGCCGAAAAAACCGAAAGCCGACGUGAAUCUAUAGCCGAAAGCGUAAAAGCAGGAAAUGCCAAGGACGAGAAGUCUCCACUUGCCUCAAAGGAAGCUUCUCGACCAGAAUCCGUGGCAGAGAGCGUCAAAGAUGAAAUUGAAAAGCCAGGUAGUCGUCCAGAGUCGGUUGCGGAAAGCGAAAAAGCAGGAAGUACAAGGGACGCAAAGUCUCCGCUUGCCUCCAAGGAAGCUUCUCGACCAGAAUCCGUAGCAGAGAGCGUCAAAGAUGAAACCGAGAAAAAAGAAAGCCGUCGUGAAUCUGUCGCAGAGAGCGAAAAAGUAGGAAGCGCCAAGGACGGGAAGUCUCCACUUGCCUCAAAGGAGUCUUCUCAACCAGAAUCUGUUGUGGAGAGCGCUAAAGAUGAAGCUGCAAAAGCAGAAAGCCGUCGUGAGUCAGUUGCAGAGGGCGUGAAGGCAGAAAGUGCCAAGGACGAAAAGUCUCCAGCUGCCUCCAAGGAAGCUUCUCGACCAGAAUCGGUUGUAGAAAGAGUCAAGGAUGAAACUGAGAAGCCAGACAGCCGUUGUGAAUCUGUUGCAGAGAGCUUAAAGGAAGGAAGCGCCAAGGAUGAGAAGUCUCCACUUGCCUCAAAGGAACCUUCUCGACCAGAAUCGGUUGUGGAAAGCGUCAAAGCUGAAAGUGAGCAGCCAGAAAGCCGGCGUGAGUCGGUUGCAGACAGUGUGAAAACAGGAAGUGCCAAGGACGAAAAGUCUCCACUUGCCUCAACGGAAGCUUCUCGACCAGUAUCCGUGGCAGAGAGCGUCAAAGAUGAAGCCGAAAAAACCGAAAGCCGACGUGAAUCUAUAGCCGAAAGCGUAAAAGCAGGAAGUGCCAAGGACGAGAAGUCUCCACUUGCCUCAAAGGAAGCUUCUCGACCAGAAUCGGUUGUAGAAAGCGUCAAGGAUGAAACUGAGAAGCCAGACAGCCGUCGUGAAUCUGCUGCAGAGAGUUUAAAGGAAGGAAUCGCCAAGGACGAGAAGUCUCUACUUGCCUCAAAGGAAGCUUCUCGACCAGAAUCGGUUGUGGAAAGUGUCAAAGAUGAAACUGAGAAGCCAGAAAGCCGGCGUGAGUCGGUUGCAGACAGUGUGAAGGCAGGAAGUGCCAAGGAUGAAAAGUCUCCACUUGCCUCAAAGGAAGCUUCUCGACCAGUAUCCGUGGCAGAGAGCGUCAAAGAUGAAGCCGAAAAAACCGAAAGCCGACGUGAAUCUAUCGCCGAAAGCGUAAAAGCAGGAAGUGCCAAGGACGAGAAGUCUCCACUUACCUCAAAGGAAUUUUCUCGACCAGAAUCGGUUGUAGAAAGCGUCAAGGAUGAAACUGAGAAGCCAGACAGCCGUCGUGAAUCUGCUGCAGAGAGUUUAAAGGAAGGAUUCGCCAAGGACAAGAUGUCUCCACUUGCCUCAAAGGAAGCUUCUCGACCAGAAUCGGUUGUGGAAAGUGUCAAAGAUGAAACUGAGAAGCCAGAAAGCCGGCGUGAGUCGGUUGCAGACAGUGUGAAGGCAGGAAGUGCCAAGGACGAAAAGUCUCCACUUGCCUCAAAGGAAGCUUCUCGACCAGUAUCCGUGGCAGAGAGCGUCAAAGAUGAAGCCGACAAAACCGAAAGCCGACGUGAAUCUAUCGCCGAAAGCGUAAAAGCAGGAAGCGCCAAGGACGAGAGGUCUCCACUUGCCUCAAAGGAAGCUUCUCGACCAGAAUCGGUUGUGGAAAGCGUCAAGGAUGAAACUGAGAAGCCAAAAAGCCGUCGUGAAUCUAUCGCAGAGAGCGUAAAAGAAGGAAGCGGCAAGGACGAGAAGUCUCCACUUGCCUCAAAGGAAGCUUCUCGACCAGAAUCGGUUGUGGAAAGCGUCAAGGAUGAAACUGAGAAGCCAGACAGCCGUCGCGAAUCUGUUGCAGAGAGCUUAAAGGAAGGAAGCGGCAAGGACGAGAAGUCUCCAGUUGCCUCAAAGGAAGCUUCUCGACCAGAAUCGGUUGUGAAAAGCGUCAGGGACGAAGCUGACAAGCCAGAGGGCCGUCGUGAAUCUGUUGCAGAGAGCGUAAAAUUAGGAAGCGCCAAGAACGAGAAGUCUCCAUUUGCCUCAAAGGAAGCUUCUCGACCAGAAUCCGUAGCAGAGAGCGUCAAAGAUGAAACCGAGAAACCAGUAAGCCGUCGUGAAUCUAUCGCAGAGAGCGUAAAAUUAGGAAGCGCCAAGGACGAGAAGUCUCCACUUGCCUCAAAGGAAGCUUCUCGACCAGAAUCGGUUGUGGAAAGUGUCAAAGCUGACGCUGAAGUGGUAGAAACUGUAGUAGACGAGUCGAAGGAGGCAUCUAGACGGCAAUCAGCAGUUGAGAAGUCUGCAGGUUCUUCAAAGGAAGCUUCACCAAGGCCUGGAUCUGUUGCAGAAAGUAUUCCUGAUGAUCACGAAAAGGCCAAAAAGUCAUCCGUAUCGCCUAGGGAAACGGUCUCUUCGCCAAUUGAAGAAGCGCAAAAAGAGUUUCCAGAAAUCGAUCUCAUAAAAAAAGCUCACCUAACGCUAAGCCUGCAAGGGGAGGCGGCUGGCAAGCUUCCUACAGAAUCUAGCCCCGUGGACGUUGCCCAGGGCGACUUUUCACAUGUUGUUCCACCCACUUCAACGGGACCAGACGCGCUCACUCAACCGGCAGAACACUCAACAGUUUCCAUGGCAGAAACUGUCUCAUCUCCUGUUGAUGAAGCGCCGAGAUCUCCUUCUAUCGUUAAGCAUGUGUCGCCGCGACCAGAUUCUCCUGCAGAAAGUGUCAUAGGAGAGAGUGUUAAGGAAGAUAAGUCUCCCAUCCAAUCUAAGGAGCCCUCGCGUCCACCAUCUGCCUCCGGAAGUCUGAAAGAAGACUCUACGAAACCAGAAAGCUUGAUAGCGGACAAGUCAAAGGAACCGUCUCCAGUUCCUUCAAAGGAAACAUCCCGACCGGACUCGGUUGCUGGAACUGCAUCAUCUCCAAUUGAGGAGGCACCAAAGGAUCUCGCACAAUUCGAACAAGCUAAAAAAACAGUGCUGCCCUUGAUCAUUGAUUUGCAGGGAAAUGUCCAAACGGCAUCUAGUCCUGUCGACAUUGCUCAUGGAGACUUUCCUCCCGCAGCAACUAGCUCCCCAACACAACAGUCUGCCCCUCCGAAGCCCGCUGAGCUUGCUCAAGUUUGUAUAGAGAAGACUGUAUCGAGUCCUGUUGAUGAAGCCCCCAGUUCCCCUUUUUGUAAGGACUUGGAGCGGCCAGAAUCUCCUGCAGAAGACGGCAGUGAUGGGGUCAAGUCAGGGGAACUAUCACGUCGCGAAUCAACCGCAGAAACUAGUAAGCCGGAAAGUGCGAAGUUAACCUCAUCUAAGGAGUCUCGACCAGAAUCCGUUGUAGAGAGCGUCAAAGACGAUGCUGAGAAUCGCGAGAGCGUACCUGAUGACAAAUCAAAGGAGGCAUCGCGUCGUGAAUCCCAGGCUGAGAGUAAAAAGAGUAGCGCAUCUCCUACCGCUGUCUCUAAGGAAACAUCGCGACCGGACUCAGCCGUCGAUGGUGCCACGAUUUCUAGCCCCAAGCCUGAAAGUACAACAGACGACAAGUCACUAGAGGCUUCCCGGCGCGAAUCGGUAGCCGAAAGCGUUAAGCCGGAAAGUACAAAAAACGACGACAAGUCGUCUGCUCUAUCAAAGGAGGUAUCGCGACCCGCAUCGGCUACCGGAAGCGUUAAGGAUGAGAAGUCGUCCGCCGUUGCCUCAAGGGACGCGUCACGGCCAGAGUCGGCUAUAGAAACAGCUUCGUCCCCGAUCGAAGAGGGCCCAAAAUCCAUCGCUGACUUGAGUCUUGAGUUGAGCCAAACCACAACCGAAGUGAAAGGAAAGCUACCAACCCUGUCUAGUCCUGUCGAUGUAGCCGAUGGAGAUUUCUCGAAGGCCCAGCUGGAUACUUCCAGUGGAUCUAAUGCAAUCUCAAAGCCCGCUGAGCUCUCCCAUGCCGCUGCUACAGCGCACACGGCCUCAAGCCCUGUGGAUGAGGCUUCCCCACUACUGGACGCCCUCGAAGAAACCAUUGAAACAGUAGAAAAGCAUAUCACCCAAGCAGAAAGUUACCCAGGAAGCGCUCGGCUGAUUGAUUUGUUGGAUCUCAAGGACACCAAGGUGGAAGUGGAUGAGAAACUUGUGGAGCAGGCGUUGGAACAGAAGAGCGCGACCAGCGUGAAGACUAUUGAGAGCACAGUUGUGGAGACCGUUGACAAGGUUAGCAAGGAGAGCAGCCCUCAGCUGACAGAGCUACAGUCUGUGGUGGACACCGAAGUGAGUGCUGUGACCUCUUUGAUCAACGCUGCUGUCGGGACUGCUGGGGCAAUGCUCACAGAGGUCUCAGAGAAAGUCACGGAGGUCUCGAAAAAAGUCACUGACGUCUCAGAGAAGGCAAUGACCGAGCUAGGCACCAAAACUACCACAGAAGGUGUCGUCGAAGUUGAGGACGCUUCUGCCAAGGGCAGCCUAGACCUCAGUGGCUUCUCUGAGCUACGAGAGACGCACAUCACCACCGUCGGAUCGCCCGAGUUCACAGUGACCAUCUGUGAGCGCGAUGAGCCCGUCCUUCACGACAUCAAGGAAGAGGAUGAGGAGCACAGGUUCUCACCACCAACCGAAAAGACUGCGAUGCUGCCACCACAGCCCGUGCGUCCGCUGUCGCCGCGAGAGGAGGAGGUCUUCAAGAUCGUGGCUGACGUGGCAAAGGUGUUGAAGUCCGACAAGGACAUUACUGACAUCAUACCCGACUUUGAUGAGAAGGAGCUGGAGGAGAAGUUAAAGUCUGCUGAUCCCGAUGAGGAGGAGUCCGACAAAAGCCCUAAGACAGCCUCCACACCCACUAAAGAGUCCCUGGAGAUCAAUGUGAUAAAGGUGGACAUAGAAUCCGAAAAGUCCUCACCCGACCAGAAGUCCGGUCCCAUCUCCAUUGAAGAGAAAGACAAAAUCGAGCAGUCCGAAAAGGCCCAGCUGCGGGAGGGAGCAGAUAGAGCAGCCAGUAAGGACCAGAGCCGUCCAGAAUCUGCAGCCAGCCAAAAGGGAGCCACGGAAUCAAUUCCUUCACGCCCCGAGUCCGUUGCAAGUCACAAGAGCCAUGCGAAGGAGGAAGAGGUGCAGCACCAGCAGGAUCAGGAUAAGUCUCAGGUCGCAUCGAAGGAGACGUCGCGUCCUGCUUCACAGCUCAGCAGCAUAGCCGAACCAGUGGAUGAGAAGUCUCCAACUCCGGCUAGGCGUGAGAGGCACCAGAGCGACAAGGAAGAAACCAAAGAGGCAUCGCGUCCCGAAUCCGUAGCAAGUCACAUCAGCGACAAGGAAGUCAAGGCUCCCAAGGAGACCGAAUCCUCGCGUCCCCACUCUAGCAGUAGCCACAUAAGCGCCAAAGACGAGGAAACGUCGAUUAUCUCGACGACAAUCGAGACCAAGAGGGAGAAGAAGGAGGAGAAGUCCAGCGAAUCGGUGUCCGUGUCCAAGUCCAGCCAGAGGCUUCUAAAGGAGGAGUCUGCCACCCUCCAGUCCAGCGAGUCCCUCAGCAGCAGCUUGAAGGUAGAAGAUGGCUCCCGAUGCGAGUCUCUCUCCAGCCUGGUCACAGAGAAGGCGGACACCAGUACCAGCAUCAAGGAGGACAGUGAGAGCGAGAGCCUUAUCAAACUGGUGGAGAAGACAAGCUCCACAGCCUCUUCGAUGCUGGAGGAGCUGCUCAUCCAGUCCGAAGAGUGUUCCUCAGAGUCCAUUGUUAGCGAGAUCCAGACAACCAGCGCCCAGAAGACCCAGUCCAAGGCAACGAAGGAGGAGACCCACGAAAGCAGCGCAAUCAGCAGCAGCUGCACCAGAGAUGAAAGUCUCAAGGAGACCGUGGCCGAGUUUCUGGCCACGGAGAAGAUCGUCUCGGCUAAGGAAACAUUCAGUGCCGAGGCUUCCAAGACGGCGGAGGAGUGCCUGAGGAAGGCCACCACCAGCAGCACUACCUCCUCCCAGAGGACACUUUUCGUCGGCACGGAUGAGUCGAGGCGCGAGUCAGUGCUAAGCCACACAAGCGAUGGUCGCCAGACCCACAGCGAUCCAGAGGAAGAGGACAUUGACGGCGACGAAGAGGAGGAGCGGACCAGCGUGAAGGAGGGACGCUCCAAGUCCAUUGCCACCAUCAUGAUGACUAGCAUCUACAAGCCCUUCGGGGAUGUCGAGUCGAUUGACACGCUCGAGGAGCAGGAGGAGGACCACCACGAGCAACAGCACUCUAGCAAAUCUCAGGAUUUGACAACCACUAGCAAGACAACUACUCUACUGAAAUCCAGCGACCAGCAGAGCAGUAGCACCACCAGCACCCAGCAAUCUAGCACCUUCUCGAAGACUGCCUCCAAGGUAGAGUCCAUCACUUUGACGCAGAUCGACCAGGCAGAGGGGCAGAGUGACCCCGUUGACCGCAAGACGCCGCCGACGGCACCCGUUAGUCCCAGCGUAAAGCCGACGGGCUCUUCAGGAGGAGCUGUUGGGGGCAGCAGCAUCGCUUCAACCUCGGGCCCCCUAUCUCCCAAGGAUAUCAGCGGCAAAUCGAGUCCCGGCGGCCUCACCUCUGAGAGUCAAUCCAUACCCACACCGUUGGGACGGGAGUCGCACACUGAGACGCCCGAGUCGUCCCCGAAACCAACGUCGCCGUUCCCACGCGUCAGCAAGGACGAUCUAAAGCAGAUGUCCCUGGAGGCCGACCAGGGAGAUGUCGAAGCCGAUCUACCCGAUCUGCACGAGCUGCGUGGCAUCGAGUGCACCACGGCGCUGAGCGGCAGCACGGAAAAGAUCAUUACUACGACAAUCACCACGGUCACCAAGGUGAUCUCCUCGGACGGCAAGGAGAUAGUCACCGAGCAGAAGACGGUGACGACUACGGACAGCUCAGAGCCGGACAGCGAGAAGGUGGUCGUAACCACCACCCGCACCACCAGUGAGAGCGAGAAGAGCGACCGCGACCAGAUCCUGCCCAAAGAGGUGGCCCUGCUCCGGGGCGCCAGCUACCGUCCCAGCACUCCGGGUAGCGAGGACGAUGAUGAACUGCCCGGUUCGCCCAGAAGUGCCACAAGCUACGAACUGCAGCACUCGAGCUCUGGCGUGAGCAAGCGUUCCGACAUGGAUGCCGACGACAGCCAGGAUGACAUUCCGCCGCAAUACGGCAGCGAGGAGCAUUCGACGGCCCGCUCGAUUCUUCUGCCGCGUACGGCCGAUCCCAUGGCCACCUCGUUCUAUGGUGCGCUGCCAGACACCUUCGAUGUGAAGCCCAGCAGCACCGAGCCGAUACCCAUCCAGGGAGCAGCCUCUGGGGCGCCAGGCGAUAGCCAAUCGUCGGACAGUGUGGAGAGCAGCAGCCAGACCUGGGCAGGACACAAAUUCCUCGACCAGGCGGACAAAGACUUCCAGAAGGCGCUCGAGGAGCAUGUGCAGGCGCGCGGCGCCGAGGUAAUGUCUUCCGUCACCGCCAAGUACUCCUACUCUCCGUCAAAGGCCGACGAGGUCGAACAGAUUGUCACUAGCACCGCCGAACGCCAGCGGUUUCCACUCAGCGAUGUCCAGCGAUUGCGUAUCGCCGAGAGCAGCUUCAGCUCAGUGGGAGACAGUCAGACUAAAACCACAGCCACAACCACAGAAAAAGCAUCACAGGAAAAGAAGGAGGGAGAUGGAGAAGCCGAAACCACAUCUACAAUCACAACCACGACCACAAUGAACAGCAGCAGCACCAGUGGCGGCUCUGGAACCCUGCCCAAGGAUCCCAAGGAUCGCCUGGAAGAGUGGGGCAAGCCACUGGGACUACCCUCACCAGCACCACUGCCCGUCGAGGGCGGCUCCGAUAUCCGCACCACACCCAAAAAGGAGCGUCGUCUGGUCGCCACCAAGACGCGCCUUAACAACGAGAAGAACCUCCGCAAGCGCAGCGAAUCGCCGAACAAGGUCAGCAAGAAGCCGGCCCCAGUUUACGUGGAUCUAACCUAUGUCCCCCACAACGGCAACUCAUACUACGCCCACGUGGAAUUCUUUAAGCGCGUCCGUGCACGCUACUAUGUCUUCUCGGGCACUGAGCCCAGCCGUCAGGUUUACGACGCCCUUUUGGAGGCAAAACAGACCUGGGAAGACAAAGAGCUGGAGGUGACCAUCAUCCCCACAUACGACACCGAUGUGCUUGGCUACUGGGUGGCUGAGAACGAGGAGCUGCUGGCCAAGCAUCGCAUUGAUCUCUCGCCAUCCGCUUCCCGCUGCACAAUCAAUUUGCAGGAUCAUGAGACCUCGUGCUCUGCCUAUCGCCUGGAGUUCUAGGCCACGGGCUUAUUUAUUGCAUUCGACGAUGACUAAAACAGAAACCAAUAAACCAACUAACCAACCACAAAUCACUUUUCAAACACUCUGAACACUGACGGAGGAUCGUAGCCCUUGUAUUCCCUAAAUAUUUAAUGAUAAUGCGGGGGAUCGGGAUCGGACUUCUGAUAGCAGACAUACUUGGACACAGGACAUGACAAGGACGACACACCAGAAUCAGAACCAGAACAACGAAUAGCAACGGAUAAAAAACUAAAACACACUCGAAUGCAAUAUGGCAAGUUUCGUGCGCAAGGGAACCGGUAACCGGAAAUAAGUAGCAGGAGCUAAUAUGGCGGAGUAACGGGUCACAUGCAUGACGCCAUUUUGUUUGCCAAUGCCGUCUAUUAAGCUUUUGCCGAAACAUAUUUCAACCCCAAAGACAACAAAAUAAAGCUAAGUAAUUAAUUGAUAUAUAUUUUGAAAAAAUUAAUUACAAACAAAAAUAAUAAAUCAAUCAAGCACCAAUUGCGCAACGUAAGCAGAGAUCCAUAAGAUCCAAUAAAGAACUACUCAUAAGACGAGAAAUUCGAAUGAUGAAUGAUGAUUAUUUGUUGCUUAUUCAUUGUAUAACGUCGAGCUACCUUGCCUAGUAAUCCAAAGAUCAAAAUAGUUUUCAAAACCGCAUAGUAAAAAUAUACAAAAAAAAAAAGAAAACAAACAACAGAAAAGAAAAGAAAAAAAUAAAUAAAAAAAGAAAGAAAAGAACAGAAAAAAAAAAAAAAAACGUAAAAUCUCUAUAUUAAAAAAAAGAUAUUCAUGUUUAUUGUAUUAGUCGAAACUUUUACGAAUUCCCGAAAAAUAUAGCAGCCCCAUUAUGCAGGUAUUAUGAAUUUUAAAGCAAGGUGAAUAAUGAAACUAUAAAUGUACUUGUAUAACCCAUUAAAUGACAAAAAGAAUGAGAAAGAGCUACUAUAUAGCAUUAAUCUAAUAUUGUAAGAGCGAUUGCCGAUAUACUACGAAGCACAUGCUGAAAGGAAGGGUAUCCAAUACGAACGAAUACGAAUAUCUAAUCAAACGCUUUGGGAUAGCAAGCGAUUACCCUCUCAAACCCUCAAAACUGAUCCGAGAUCUGAGAUCCUUUGUCCUUGCUGAAUGUGCCUCCCCCAGGAAAAAUGCAGAGAUACUCCAACUCCAAAAUCUAAAAUCCGAAGUAAUUGCUGUAGUCAAUUUUCACUUCUAUCGUUUUCCUUCGGUAUCUUUUCUGUUUUCGUUUAUUAUUUUAUUUAAGGCAACCGCAGAAAGACUUAUAAUCCAACAAGCUAUAGCUAAGCGAUAUACGUACACUUCGAUAUAGUAGAGGGAGGGAAACUGAAGUGCAGAAACUAGAGUCUGGAAUGAUCGGGGAUCGGGAAUGGGAUUGGGGACAGAGUCUGAAUGUUUUAGCUAGGAAACUGAAAAUCUUGAAUAGAUGUUUAAAGAUGGAAAAGGGAAAGGAAAAUGAUUCGAUUGCUGAUCAUGGUGAUGGUGAUAAACGUUGACAAAAGACGGAAGACGAUAAUGUUAAUGCUGAUGUUACUAUAUAGGGACUACGAAGGAAUGAUUCAUUGACUGGUAUUGAGAAUUGGGAGCGUCAGAGUGUGAGACUAAGAACUUGAACUGGAAAAGGGCUUGUGAUUGGGGUGGGUUGGGUUUAGAUUUGUGGUCGAAUGAUGAGACAGAUACUGUGAAAGGGAUAAAAGAGCAGAUGAAAAGACGAAAAGAUGAUGACAUGAUCAAAGAAAACUAAAUACGAAUAAAUAAUAUGAAGUACACAAAGUGAAUGAAGGUUAUUUUUCUAUAUUUUUUUUACUUUUUCAUAGUCAUAGAAUAACAAAUUUGCAAACAAAACAAAGUAAUAUUGCAAUGCAAGCAAAAAUAAACAAACAAACAGAUAAACAAACAAGGCACACUACUGGCAAAUUUUAAUCAAUUUAUGUAACCACAGAAGUAAGCAAUUUGAGGCCACAGCAGUAAACACAGUCCAAGGAACAAAGAACAUUAAGACAAAUUAAAGUAACUUAAAAUUAAAUACUCCAUUACUGAAGAAAGACAUUUAGCUUGAACCAAACAAUUGAAAUUGAAUAUUGAUAUUGAUACGAUAUAAUAAUAUCUGACGACAGGCAGACUUUUGGGCUAUAUGCGUCGUAUAUUUUUGCGUUGCUUCUUAUACAGAAAAAAGCUACAGAUACAGUAGCUACAGAUCCGAUAACUUCAAGAAGAGAUGCAUCAGUGCAACAGAGUCAACAAACAAACAAACAACAGUCAACUGGCAACCGUCCAGUCUACAAACGUUUGAUAAGGAACAAAAACAAAGCAAAAUUUAAGUGAGAAAAUUAUACACACAAUCGUAGAGCUAAGGAGAUGAGAAGGAGGCGCAGACAGACACAAGGCUUACAGGAGGAGCGUCCUUCUACCAGCAGAUAGAUACGAUUUCGAGCGUUUAUCCGACAUAUUCCCUGAGUUCCGUAUUUAGCCGCUUCGAGGAUUUUAAAUUUAAAGUGUAACCACGACAAACAAAAAAACAACAAAAAAAUGAGUAAAAGGAGUAAGAGUAGACGAUUUAUUAAUAAUUUUUUCCAAAAAUUCGUGCGCUAAGCGAAACAAAACCAAAAAAAUAGGGAAAUUAAAGAAAACCCCAAAGUAAAAAAGCUAAAAAUUGAUCAAAAAACAAAAAAAAUACAGAUACUCACACAUGAUAUUUAAAAUGCAUAUAUGCAUAGACAUGAACUAUAUACAACACUAUAUAUAUAAUAUAUAUACAUACAUAUAUAUACAUAUAUAAUUGAGCGUAUUUGAUGUUUUUGCUUGAACAAAUUAUAUGGAAACUCUUCUCAAAAGCCAGAAGACAUUUUUUGCCUUUCACUAAACGAAUUUCCCCAAAACCAAAAACAAAAAUGAACACAAUUAAAAGACAUAUGUACUCGUCUGUGAGUGUUGUUAAACUUACGGGAACUUACGUAUUGUAUUUUCCCAUCCCCGCCCCCUCUAAUUGUUUGCGAUUUGUUUGGUAGAAUCCGAUAAGAUCAGAUAUAUACGCAGACGCGCGCACUUUGCACCCCAUUGUAUCCCCCCAUUGCCUUAUAUCCAAAGAGAGAACAAACAGAACAGAACACAGAGAUUUGUAUCUGAAUCAUAUACGUUAUACCUUAUACUACAUACAGACAUAUACUCGUAUUGUAAAUGUAAGAACCCCAAUGUGUAUCGCAUAUAUGAUAUGAUAUGAUAUGUACUCGUCGUAUGACCUAACACGGGAGUUUGUUUGUUGAAUUUGCUUUUACUUUUUAGCAGCUUCGAUUUAAAUCAAAUAUACAUACUAAAUAUACACAGACACACACCCAUACAUAGGUCUACACACACACACACACACAUACAUGCAUUGCUUAAGUGUGCGUGCGUGCGUGUUUGCGUGUGUAGAAUUAUGUAUAAGACCUCUAUAUAAUCAUUAUACUACGAGUAGUAAAAGCGAAAAAGGGCAUGCAGGAAAAGCAGAACAGCAAAGCAGUACUUCCCGUAUACUCAAAUGUAUAGCUUUAUCUAAAGCUAUAUAACCAGAUGCUGCUGAAAAAGAGAGAGCGAUGGAGAGAGAGAGAGAAAACAAGAGAAGAGUAGAGAUGGCAGCAGGAACGAGUCUAAGGCAUAAAGUCAGAGGAGAGCUGAAGAAGAAUGAGAAAAGAGCAAGCACAAAAGUGGAUUCGAUUCAUGGGUGGAGAGGUUAGCCAGAAAAAAAAACAAACAAAUCGAUAUAUAUAUAUAUUAAUAUAUGUAUUGUAUAUGUAUUACAUUUUAUGAACGUCAAAGUAAUGCUUACUCCAGAA